This is a messenger RNA of Lodderomyces margitis, 663 nucleotides long. RefSeq names its product Pex17p (gene PEX17). NCBI's taxonomy places the organism in Eukaryota, Fungi, Ascomycota, Pichiomycetes, Serinales, Debaryomycetaceae. The transcript has a single exon. The record is from RefSeq and is a predicted model, not a curated record. The coding region runs from base 1 to 663 and encodes 220 amino acids.
AUGUCGGUUCCCAAAUUUACAAUCCCAGAGUCAGCGUAUGACCCGUCUACUUACAGCUUGAAGAAUACAAAGUCAAAAUCUGGUCUUUUGACAUACCUUCUCAAAUUAACCAAUGGUGGAUCCCUUGCAUUGAUCGUGUCAUACUUCGUGGGGUUUUUCAUUGUCAAACCGUUGUUGGAAACGUCUAAUUCCAGAAGGUUAGAGUUCCUCGAAACCAUGAGACUGAACUUGAGAGAAAUUUACUUGAAAAUGAUCACUAAAGUGAGCUAUAUACCAAUCGUUGCCAUUAAAAGAAAUGGAAAAUUACAUGCUGAUGCCAUAGUUCAGACUGAAUCACAUCCAGACAAGCUGGCUGCAGUAGAGGAUAGAUUGUCACAAGGUGAACUACAUCAGAAAAUGGUGAAAAUGUCGUCUUUGCUCAAUACUUAUGUGAAGCACUGGUCGAUGGAAAAUUUCAGUAAUUAUAAAGGUGUCAACUAUGCCGUCAAAGAUUUGCAAAAUAAGUCUGACUUGGUAUAUUUUGAUGACCAGGAGUUUUUCACUUUGGAUACUGGUCUUGAAGCUGGACCAAAUGGGGGUAAAGCUAGGAAAAGAAACAUUGUUGUCGAUACAAAAAACGAAAUUAGAAGUAUUAAGGGAUUGUAUAUGAGUGGACAAGUUUAA